AUGGCCAUUCCAAGUGCUCCGCUCGUCGCCGUUCUUGGCUGCCUCUACCUCUGCAGCGCUGUUCUGGCAGCACGUGAGCUGGGCGACGACGACGCGGCCAUGGCGGCGAGGCACGAGAGGUGGAUGGCGCAGUACGGGCGCGUCUACAAGGACGCCGCCGAGAAGGCGCGCCGGUUCGAGGUGUUCAAGGCCAACGUCGCGUUCAUCGAGUCGUUCAAUGGCGGCGGCGGCCGCAAGUUCUGGCUUGGCGUCAACCAGUUCGCCGACCUCACCAACUACGAGUUCAGGGCGACCAACACCAACAAGGGAUUCAUUCCGAGCACGGUGAGGGUUCCUACCGGAUUCAGGUACGAGAAUGUGAGCAUCGAUGCGCUGCCGGCGACCGUCGACUGGAGAACCAAGGGCGCCGUCACUCCCAUCAAGGACCAAGGCCAAUGUGGUUGCUGCUGGGCGUUCUCGGCCGUGGCAGCCAUGGAGGGCAUCGUCAAGCUGAGCACCGGCAAGCUGAUCUCGCUCUCCGAGCAGGAGCUCGUCGACUGCGACGUCCACGGCGAGGACCAGGGCUGCGAGGGCGGCCUCAUGGACGACGCCUUCAAGUUCAUCGUCAACAAUGGCGGCCUCACCACCGAGUCCAACUACCCGUACACGGCGGCGGACGGCAAGUGCAAGGGUGGGUCCGGCAGCGCGGCGGCGACCAUCAAGGGGUACGAGGACGUGCCGGCCAACGACGAGGCCGCGCUGAUGAAGGCGGUGGCGAGCCAGCCGGUGUCGGUGGCCGUCGACGGCGGCGACAUGACGUUCCAGUUCUACUCCGGCGGCGUGAUGAGCGGCUCGUGUGGCACCGACCUGGACCAUGGGAUCGUGGCCAUCGGCUAUGGCACCGCCGGCGAUGGCACCAAGUAUUGGCUGCUGAAGAACUCGUGGGGAACGACAUGGGGGGAGAAUGGCUUCCUGAGGAUGGAGAAGGACAUCUCCGACAAGAGGGGCAUGUGUGGCCUCGCCAUGGAGCCUUCCUACCCUACUGCGUAGGAAAAAAAAACCUGAAGCGUGAUGUGGACGAGAUUCAUACACAUGUAUAGGGAUUGGUGAAUAAUGUGUGUUGUUUCAUACUUGUCUGUAAAUUGUGUCCAAACUAUGUACUCCUAAUUUAU
Molecule: messenger RNA, 1151 nt
Organism: Oryza brachyantha (malo sina)
Lineage: Eukaryota; Viridiplantae; Streptophyta; Magnoliopsida; Poales; Poaceae
Product: senescence-specific cysteine protease SAG39
Exons: 2
Coding region: 1-1029 (342 amino acids)
Cellular component (GO): lysosome
Molecular function (GO): cysteine-type endopeptidase activity
Source: RefSeq, a predicted model, not a curated record